GACUAUAUAAAUAUGUACAUUUAAUAGCAUUCACUCAAUUUGAGCUCCGUUAAUUAACUAACGAUCUCAAUUUUAUUGUCAAAAAAAAAAUGACGAUCAAUUUAUUAUUCAUCAUUUGCCAAAUUUUAGUAUCAACACAUGCUGCUCUGGUCAUUGAAGUCCAGCCUAGCAGAAUUCAACCUGGACUGACAAAUAACUUGGUGGUCAACUGCUCCAUCACUGACAACAAAGUCCCACAGAUGCUGAAAAUUCAUUCCCUAGUACUCUCCCGUGUCAUCUCCUCAGACAAUGACACGUUGGAAGAACUGAUCGUUCUCAAUUACAACGAAAACAAUAGUUCAUUAAAAACCAGCAAAGUUCCUGAAGGCUCCGUAGGAUUCAACGAUGCUUCUCACAUAAGUCUGUCCUGGCCCAAUCCCAGCUACCGUGACGCCAACAGAUACAAGUGUGAAGCCCGAGGGUUGAGCCACAACUUUAACAGAAUUUCUGCCGCAGCUUACUUAAGCGUUGAGACUGACGUGCCAGACAUUAAAGGUCUUGUUGAUGAGCUUUUUCAUCUCAGAAAAGAAUCUUACCAAACUGUAAAUGCUCUUAAAGAAGUGCAAGAAAGAUGCAGACCUCAAAAUGAUGCUUCGGACAAAUCAGUGAACAAGCUUAUCGCUCAAAAACAGCUCUCAAUGAAAUCGUUAUUUUAUUCUUCAAAUCAGUAUAAAGGCCGAAGGUAUUACUUGUCAAGAAGACAGGCAUCCGUUGAAAUUAACAUUGCCCAAGCAACUUGUGCUUUGUAUGGGGGAUACCUGGCUGAAAUUGACCACAAUGAUGAAUUUAACUAUAUUGUUAAUUUCAUAAAACCAAUUUCAGCGAGUGACUCGUCUUUUUCUUGUGUCUACAGCGGAAUAAUGGAUCCAGAACUGGAUGGAGUAUGGACCUACAUGAAUAGUAAAAAUACCUCUUCGUAUCUACCCUGGGGAACAGGAGAGCCAAAUAGAAAUAGUUACUUUAAUUGCCUGUGCUUGGAAAAAAGCUAUAAUUGGCGUUACAAUGAUUUACCAUGCUAUUAUUCUGAUAGUUUAAGGUAUUUAUGUGAAGUUCCUGAAGAGUAACUUUUACCAUUGAUUAUAAUAACAAAUUACUUGCAUGAUUUUUUGAAAGCAUUUUUCUCUUAAUUUUUUUAAAUAAUAGUAAUUUAAUAUAUAGAACGCAGUUAACAAACUGUUACGAGCAGAUGAGACUCUUAAUCAAACACCAACAGACUCAUCUAUGAUAGAUUAUGAAGACUUUAAUCUUGAUUUAUAAACAAUAACAUGUCAAUUACAUGACUCCGUUUUGCGGGUCUUUCUCUUUCCAUGUUCCUCUUUCAAUACGCAUGCGCACCAUUCCACAUUCGCACAGUGCUGCGCACGUAACACACACACAUAACGUAGGCUCAAGGCGUUAUGAUUACAUAAUAAGCAUAAACACGACAGCUAAAUGACAAAUUAAUCUAAAAAAAAGUUUCAAACAAAUAGGUCUUAAUGUUUUUCUUGAAAGUAAUGUAGUAUUCUGUCUAAGAUCAAUGGGAUUUGCAAACCUUUGGUCAAAGCAUCGAAACAAAAACAAAAAAAAAAACAUAAAAAAUACCUUUCAAAAAAGCCUAUAUUAUGCUUAGUUGUAUCAGUUAGUUUGGAUCAAUCAUGAAAUUAAAUUUGGAAUAAAUCUUUUAAAAGACUGACAUAUAUCUACGUUUUGUAUUGUUAUGACUUUGCCAUGCGCACCGCCAUCCAAGAUAGUGCAGAAAGAAGGUGCGCACUAUCUGUGACCAAACAAGUCGGAUGUUGACAUUAGUAGACUAACGAUUUCCGCCCAAGUAGAGAGCCAAUAUGGAGAUGCUGUACCCAAGGCAGAUGCCCCUUUGUGUUUGUCAUGUCUCAGUGUAAAUAAACGUCUUUGUCUUCGUUGAGUAGCCUCCCUUCAGUUAUUACAGUAUGUAUGUUUGUAUUAAGUCGUAUUUUUCAAGUUCAGUUAAAGAGAUAUUUGUCCAUUAUUUUUGUCAUUUAAGUUUUCUUGAUUAAAAUAGUUAAAUCACUAACAUUAUUACAAAAGACGAGGAAACCAUAAAUAGUACAAAGUAUGCUUGCAUGAAGUAUUCUAAGUUUUUAAGACUUUUUACCGUGAGAAAAGGGGUGGGGAUGUAAACUGUAUACUUUGUAUAUUGUAGCCCAAUACAGUAAAAAAAAAACCACCAAUGUUUAUUAUACAUUUUUAAGCGAAAUAUAAUAGUAGUUUUUGUCCAUUCGAUUUCAAAUGUCUGCUAACAAUGUUAUUUUAUAUGAACUAUAUGAAUACGGCUUUAGAACGAGACAGCUGGAGGUCACUCACAAAGGCCGCGGAAUACACAUUUGAGACCACAAGAAAAUCCGCUGCUGUGGACAGACGCAGACGGUGAAAAGAAAAUCUUAAUCGACCACCUGAGGACAAGGGUUAUGCUUGCACUGGGUGUGGCAAAAUAUGUAGGUCACAGCUGGGGCUGCAACGGGUAAUACGGCAUUUCUCAUUAAUCUUGGAUCUCGAAGACAAGCCUUAGAAUUAUAUCAAUAUGACUUCUCAUUCACUGCAUGUAACUGUGUCUGUAUUUCACAUCAUUUUCUUGAAUAAACAUUUUGGCUUGUG
Messenger RNA from Biomphalaria glabrata, 2649 nucleotides. RefSeq lists its product as uncharacterized. The record is from RefSeq and is a predicted model, not a curated record. Bases 90 to 1103 code for a protein of 337 amino acids. Lineage: Eukaryota; Metazoa; Mollusca; Gastropoda; Planorbidae. The transcript has 2 exons.